This is a messenger RNA of Arvicola amphibius (Eurasian water vole), 582 nucleotides long. It is a transcript of the gene Minar2, whose product is annotated as membrane integral NOTCH2 associated receptor 2. The transcript has 3 exons. The record is from RefSeq and is a predicted model, not a curated record. NCBI's taxonomy places the organism in Eukaryota, Metazoa, Chordata, Mammalia, Rodentia, Cricetidae. The coding region runs from base 1 to 582 and encodes 193 amino acids.
AUGAAAGGGGACAUGGACCUUUCUGUUUUGCCCAAUAACAACCAUCCUGACAAAUUCCUGCAGCUUGACGUGAAGUCUUUAAUGAGGAACUCGACCCUUCUGCAGGCUAGCCUCGCGAGAUUUCCCGGUGGAAAUUUUCCUGCUGCACAACACUGGCAAAACCUUGUCUACUCCCAGAGAGAAAAGAGCAUCUCUUCUCAGCAGGCUAAGGGAUUUGGUGGAGAGAGCCCAGUCCUUGCUGACAGUCCUCCGCCGUCCAUGUCUUCAGUCAUGAAGAAUAACCCAUUAUAUGGUGACAUCAGCAUGGAGGAAGCUAUGGAAGAAAGAAAGAAGAAUCCUUCAUGGACCAUUGAGGAAUAUGACAAGCAUUCUGCGCACACAAAUCUCUCCGGACAUCUGAAGGAAAACCCCAAUGACCUGCGCUUUUGGUUGGGAGAUACUUACACUCCAGGCUUUGACACUUUGCUGAAGAAGAAGAAGAAACGCAACAAGCGAUCGAAAUUAUGCCACUUUGGCAUGAUUCUGCUCCUUGUGGCCUCCAUCUUGGUUACCGUCGUGACCCUCAGCACUUUAUUAACCUAA